AUGGAGAGAGGAGAGAGGGCAAAGAGUGGAAGAGAUUCGAGGCUCUACCGGAGAUUGUCGGCUUUAGAAGCCACAAAAGGGUCGGUUACUGAAACAAUAAAUGCGUAUACGAGAGAAGGCAGAAUUGUGAAGAAGUAUGAACUGGAAAAAUGCAUCAAGGAGCUUCGCAAAUAUAAAAGAUACCAGCAUGCUUUUGAGAUAAUGGAGUGGAUGGAGAAAAGAGGUAUAAACUUUUCGUAUGGUGAUUGGGAUCUCAUAGCAAAAGUUCAAGGAAUAACUGCAGCUGAAAAAUACUUUGGCAGCCUCUCACCCUCCAUGCAGAAUCAAAGCACUUAUGGAGCACUCUUGAAUUGCUACUGUGUUGAAAAAAUGACAGACAAGGCGUUAUCCUUCUUUGAGAAAAUGGAUCAAUUGAAGUUCACAAAUAAAUCAUUGGCAUUCAACAAUCUUAUGUCGUUAUAUAUGAGACUAGGGCAACCAGAAAAAGUCGCCCCUUUGGUACAGGAAAUGAAGAGCAGAAAGGUUCUGCUAUGCACAUUUUCAUAUAAUAUCUGGAUGAAUAGCUAUUCUUGUUUAGAUGAUAUAGAAGGAGUGGAAAGGGUCUUCGAAGAGCUAAAACAGGAGAAUGCAAAGGAGUGUGAUUGGACUACAUAUAGUAACUUGGCUGUUGCCUAUGAGGCUGGGCAUAACGAAAAAGCUGAGGUAGCUCUAAAGAAGCUUGAGGAAGAAAUGGGACCUCGUAAUCGCCAGGCUUACCGCUAUUUGAUUAGUUUGCACGCCAGAAUAUCUAAUCUAGGUGAGGUUUAUCGUAUUUGGGGUUCUCUAAAGUGUUCCUUGGAUCUAACCAAUUCUAGUUAUCUUGUCAUGCUUCAGUCCCUUAGUAUACUAUGGUAA
Solanum verrucosum is the source of this 894-nucleotide messenger RNA. RefSeq names its product pentatricopeptide repeat-containing protein At1g02370, mitochondrial-like. Gene Ontology annotation, cellular component: mitochondrion. The record is from RefSeq and is a predicted model, not a curated record. NCBI's taxonomy places the organism in Eukaryota, Viridiplantae, Streptophyta, Magnoliopsida, Solanales, Solanaceae. Gene Ontology annotation, molecular function: protein binding.